CAAUAAAUGUAUAAUUUUGUUACCGACGCUCGUUCUUUUACUGGCAAUGUAUAAUUAUGUUCACAAUAAAUGUAUAAUUUUGUUACCGACGCUCGUUCUUUUACUGGCAAAGCCAAAUGACAAUAAGUAAGAAAAAAAGAAAGGUUAGAAACGAUAUAUAUAAAUCAAAUAAUAAAAAGAAUAUCAAAUAUACAAAUAAAAAGCUGAUUCUUUGCAUCGUCAAACAAUUUAUUGAUGUAAUUAUUCGUACAUAAAAAAUGUCCAAGGAAGCCAAAAUAGCAUUAAAAGAAAUCCGAAGUUAUUUGGAUGAACACCAAUAUGUUGAGGCCAUGAAAAAAUGUCAAAAAUUAUUAAAAAUAGAUAAAAAAAAUUACAUGGCUCUUAUACUGCUUGGAGCAGCUAUGAAAGAUAUUGAUCAGUAUAAAUCGCAAGCACCUUUGGCUUAUAGAAAAGCCAUUGACUUACAGCCAGAUAAUCCAUUAGCUUGGCGAGGACUGGUCAAGUUUUAUGAAGGCCAACCUGGGAAUGUCGAAACUUGGCGUGAACUUGUCCCAGCUUAUUGUAAAUUAUUAAAACUCGAUAGUGACAUUCAAAAAAAUUUAAAUUACUUGGAUCAACUGUCACGUUUAUCAAUCAUUUUGAAUGAUAAUGAAAUCUUUGAUGAAGUUAUUGCUCUUGUAUUAGAAUUAAAAGAAGAUAAGGAUAAAAAUGAAUUGUACAAAAUAGAUGGACUAUUAAUAUCAAUGAUAAAUGGAUUUACAAAUGCGCUUCCAAAAUACCACGAAUUAUACAAAAAUGUAUUACUCUCAUCACUUGACAAGGAUAUAUCUUCAAAGCAUUUAGAAUAUUAUAAAAAUUAUUUAAAAUUAUUGUUUUCCGAAAAAAAUUAUUCUGGAUUAUUUUCUGCUGCAACCCAGAUGAAUCUAAAAUAUCCUCGUGAAAUGUAUCCAUUAGAAUGGAUCUGUCGUGUUUACGCUGAACAGAUUGUUUUAGAAGAUUAUAAAACUGUUCAAGACAUUGCGAUUGACUUAUACUAUCAGUCACUACUUGAUCUUAACGCUGAUUCUUAUUUGGCCAUUUUUGCAAAAGCAAUGCAUUAUUGGCUGAAAGAUAAUCUUAUUGAAUCCAGGGAUUUGCUUUAUCAAGCAAUAGCAUUACAUCCUAAAUUACUUUUUGCUUGGAUUGCGUUAAGUGAUGUCAAUUCAAAGUUACAUUGUUGGGCAGAAGCAGAAAAUGCAGCGGAAAAAUCAUUGCAACUAAUAAAUAAAAGUUCAAAAAUAAUGAUUGAAAAACUGAAUUUACAAUUGAUUGAAUCAUUAGCGAGGAGUGAAAGUAAGAAAAAAUGGGAACAAGCCGCAGAAAAAUGUAAAAAGUUACUUGAAAACAAUAAUUCAUUGAAAAAAUUAAAAUUACUUUAUGCUCGACUUCAAAUUCUUCAAGAUAUUCCUGAAGCAUUUACUCUUUUGAAAGAACUAGAAAAUGAUCCAGAAACUCAUCAAGAAGCACUAGUAAUUCGUGCAUUGUAUUUGAAAAAUCGAGAAUCAUAUGAAGAAGCUAUUGAUGUUUUGGGAGCAGUUUUGGAUACUUCCGAAGCUUGGUUAAUACUUGGUACAAUUUAUUGGAAGAUGUCCAAUUAUAGCCAUAGCUUAAUGGCCUUCUUAAAAGGUAUCCAUGCAGAUCCAAACGACUGGGAAUGUUUAGUCUAUCUUGGGCAUUAUUAUCGGGAACAUGGUAAUGAUCUUGAGAAGUCAAGAAAAUGUUAUCAAAAAGCGUUAAGAAUAAAUCCUAACUCCGAGGAAGCUGGCUCUGGUCUAAGUACAGCUUAUAGACUUUUGAAAAAUACCGAAGCAAACAUGCAAAUGCUUCAAAGAGUAACAACUGAGGAAGGAGGAGGUCCAAAAUGGGCAUGGCUACAAUUGGGUCUUCAGCAAUUAGAUCAAGGAAAAAUUGAACAAGCCAUCAAAUCACUGCGAUAUGUUAUUCGAGCGGAUCCCAAUGACAAUCACUGUUGGGAAUCACUUGCUGACGCUUAUUGGGCCCGUGGUGCACACACGUCGGCAUUGAAAUCUUAUCAACGUGCCCUAGACUUAUCGCCUGGUUCUCUUUAUCCAAUGAUACAACUUGCUAAUAUUAAAUUAGUUCUCGGUCGACAUGAUGAAGCUAAAGAAGCUUUUAUUCAAGUUCUAAGCCAAGAGCAACGUUAUAUACCAGCACUGAAAGGGUUAGCAGAAACUUGUUUAGGUCUUGCAAAAGAAAGUGCCAGUAAACAAUUACUUGGGCGUGCAAGAAGAAAUUGUCAACAGGCAAUAGAUUGUAUCACCGACGCUAUCAUUGAGAAUAGUAACUUAUCGUGCCUUUGGAAGCUCCUUGGCGAUGCUUCUUACAGGGUUGCAAUUUUACCGGAAAAAUAUUGUUACGUUGAAGUAACUCCAGGAUUAAUUAAAUCAAUGAGCGAGAAAUAUCGAAUUGAAAUCCACCAAAGUGAACUUUUUACUCUUGCAGCAAGAUCUUAUUGUCGAGCGUUGAGUAUUACCAAAGACUCCUCAUUACUGUGGCAUGAUUUAUCAUGUUGUUAUUUGUCACAACUUAUUCAUGAUAGUACGGUAAAUCGUAAAGUUACAGCCGAAAAAAGUCUCGAAGCCGCUAAACAAGCUGUUAGACUUUGCCCAACAACUUGGGUACACUGGAAUAUUCUUGGAGUUAUAUGCAUGAUGCCAGAAAUUAAAAAUUAUGCAUUAGCUCAACAUUCUUGGGUUAUAGCGAUUGAUCGUGAGCCAAAUAAUGGAGUUGCCUGGACAAAUUUAGGAACUUUGUAUUUACAUUUAGGUGAAACUUUUAAAGCAAAUAAAGCAUUUUCACGAGCCCAACGUGCGGAUCCCGAGUAUUCAAACAGUUGGAUUGGCCAAGGAAUAAUUGCUGAAUCUGUAGACAAUAAAGAAGCAAUGGAUCUAUUCCGUCACGCCAUACAACUUGGGUAUCAUCCUCAAGCUGCAGUCGGUUAUUCUCAUUGGGUAUUGAUGACUAUUUUAAAUCCUGAUGCUAAAAAGGAUGCUCUUUAUCAUUAUAUGAUUGUAAACAUGCACGCAAUACCAGUAGCUAUAGAUGCGAUGACUUGGUAUACCGAGCGAGAACCUGGUGUAAUUUACGGCCGAAAUGCUUUAGGAUUGCUAUUAGAACGGCAAAAAUUAUACAAGUUAGCAGCUCAUGAAUAUUCUGUUGCUUUAAAAUUAGGAAAAGAAGAUACUCAAGAAGAUCAUAUAAGAGUAAAUCUUGCACGAGUUUUAGUUCAAAUGGGAAAAUUUGACGAAGCUAUUGAAGUUUGUCAGCGUAUUAAAAUAGCUAGCUUUAAUUCUCACUGUCAAUUAGCCUUAGCUUUGUUCAAAGCUGCAAAAUAUGAGGAAUCAUAUGCGGCGUAUGAAGCAGCUUUGAAUUGGUUAGCAGAUGAUGGAUCUGACAAAGCACACGUGCUCUGUGCAAUGGCUUCAAUGGCGUAUAUGUUCCAAGAAGUUGAUGAUGUUAAAACACUUCUUUUCCAAUGCAUCGAAAUACAACCACCAACUGUUGCUGGUCUUUUAGCUGCUGCAGCACUUGGUCUUCUUCAUGAUGAUUUAAAUUUAACGAGUCUUGUUCUUAAAGAACUUGAAAUUUACAAAGAUGAUCCUAAAUACAGACAUCAUGUUGCUCGUCUUUCUGCUUACUCGUGUAUUAUGCAUCAUGAUAUUACAGGAGCUAUUCGUAUAAUCUCUAAAUCUAUUCACAGGCGUCCAGAUGAUGUUGGCUCGUGGAUUAGUCUUGUUAGACUUUUACUUGAAACAAAUUCAAGUGAUUUUGGUUACUGUGCACAAAAAGCGUUAUACCUUGGUCGUAAAAAUUCAACAGUUGCUGUCGCACAAGUUGCCUGUGUCUCAUCGCUUGGUCAAUUAAUUGAUGUAAACAAUGAUAAAGAACAAUGUGGAUUACGAUCUGUACAAAAAACCAUAUUUUCUUUUCCGGGUAUUGCUGAAAGUUGGGCGAAUUUAAUUGUGGCUACGUUACCUCGGUGUGAAAAAAGCGAUUCAAUUCCGAAUUUCAAAUGGUUAUUAUCAUUGGUAUCUAUUAUUCGAGAAAAAUGGAACUGCUCUAAACCAAUGAAUGAAUGGUUACAAACAAAUCAGGAAAAAAUUUUAGAAAUUUCAACAAAAUGUUGAAGUAAAUCUGAAUAAUAACGACAUAUUUAAAACUCAGUGAUAUAAAUUUUUUCAUACCAAUACUUUGUAAUUGAAAAAUUGUAUUAUUUUAAUAAGAAUAAACUACAUACACU
Messenger RNA from Cotesia glomerata, 4300 nucleotides. RefSeq names its product tetratricopeptide repeat protein 37. Lineage: Eukaryota; Metazoa; Arthropoda; Insecta; Hymenoptera; Braconidae. The transcript is spliced from 15 exons. The coding region runs from base 258 to 4187 and encodes 1309 amino acids. The record is from RefSeq and is a predicted model, not a curated record. Gene Ontology annotation, molecular function: protein binding. Gene Ontology annotation, cellular component: Ski complex.